ACCGCGUACAUCGCAACCCGAUGAUCUUUACACAUAGGAUGUAAUUUAUUCUGUUUUGUUGCCAGUCCGAAUUGCCUGAAGCCAUCAGAUAAAUGCUGAUAUGAUCAAUGCCGUGUGGACUCUGUCUUAAAGUCUCUUCAUUUUCACGAUUGUUUUUUUUUAAGUUUAAUUUUUAAAAGUUGCCACUUAUUCAGUUUUGUACAAUUAUCUGCCUUUUGCGAGGAUGGAGGAGUGUGUUCUGCCGGAGUUAAAGGAAAUAGAGAUCAAGAUGGGACGCAAGAUUCCCGAAAGCCUGCUGCGAUCACUGAGAGAGGAUCGGCUGGGCCGGCGCAAAGACGAUAAUGUAACUCUUUCUACCUCAAGCAUAUUGAGUGACUCCAGCACGUUGCAGAAGCUGGAGACCAAGAUUCAGAUAUUGAAACUAGAGAUGGCUCAUCUCAGGGCAAUCGAUGUCAAGUUGAUGCAUCAGCUAUUAUCUAUCAAUGAAGGUAUUGAAUCUAUCAAGUGGAUGAUGGAGGAGAAAGGCAUCAUGGCCAGCAGGGAAAGCAGCUUGGCAAGUAGCCUGUACAGCUUGGUGGAAAGCCAGAGCACUUCGCUCCAAGGCAGUUGGAACAGUUUGCAAGAUGGCAGUGAUGGACUGGAUGCAAUAUCAGUGGGAAGUUACCUGGACACACUGGCUGAAGACUUGCCAGGUCACUGUACACCCUCAGACUUAGAUCCUUUCUCGGACGGGUGUGGGACAACAGAUUCACUUAACAGUGAAUCUAUCAAUAAGGAAUCCAAAGACGACUCUGAUGAUGGAUAUUAUUGUUUUGGAUAAAUUACAUGGAACCAAGAAGAUAUUUGCUUGUAUUUACUGACAGCUUUAUAAAGUUAUUGUUCAGCUUCCCAUUAUACAGCUGCUGCCUGGGAACAUGUAACAGGCAGCUAUUCCAAUACCACCCAUUUUACAAUCUCCGUCAAAGUCAAAUUUUCUGCAUUAAGGUUUUGGUACCUUGGUAAAUUCAGUGCUUGCGACGCUGUCAUCAAGUGUAUUUUAAAACCUUAGGGUAGAACUCAUUGCAAUCUGGGUGGAACUGGUUAAACCGGUACAAAAGAUCAGGGUAUUUUAAACAUAAACAAGUUACACCCAAAACCACUUAUGCCCGUGUUACUAUUAAUCUUUAAUAUUAGUUCAAGAUUCAAUGUGCCCAAAUCAGGCUUCACCCUUGCCAGCUUGAAAUUGUAAGGUUUUGCCAGUUGUGCUGGUUGGAGGAAACUCUUCAAAUUGUUCUUAUAUUCUUCGGCGUACAGGUAUUAGUAGGCACAUUUUAAAAGUCUUCACAAAAUAUUAAACUGACCAGUGUACAUCAAUGAAGCUACUAAAUG
Messenger RNA from Carcharodon carcharias (great white shark), 1368 nucleotides. RefSeq names its product leucine rich adaptor protein 1-like. The record is from RefSeq and is a predicted model, not a curated record. Gene Ontology annotation, biological process: positive regulation of canonical NF-kappaB signal transduction. Bases 224 to 820 code for a protein of 198 amino acids. The transcript is spliced from 2 exons. Lineage: Eukaryota; Metazoa; Chordata; Chondrichthyes; Lamniformes; Lamnidae.